AUAAACAAAGUCCAUGGACUUGAUCACGAGACACUCAUUUCUUCAUCAAUUGCUUUUGUUUUCUUUAAUUUCCUUAUCCUAUGUCUCCGGAACACAGUUCAGCUUCCCAAGGCUCGGAGCACUUCGAAGAACAAUCCGAAGCAAACCUCAAACCGGAUCGAUCUCAUCGGUUUCAGAGGAUUUCGAGACCCUUUUUUACAACCAGACUCUCGAUCACUUCAACUACAAACCUGAAAGCUUCACCAUCUUUCCUCAAAGAUACAUAAUAGAUUCUAAACAGUGGGGAGGUCCAAACACUAUUUCACCAAUCUUGGUUUAUUUUGGUGCCGAAGAGUCAUUGGAUUAUGAUUUAUUUGGCAUUGGUUUUCUCAGAGAUAAUGCCCCUCGUUUCAAGGCUUUGCAGGUAUAUAUAGAGCAUCGGUUCUAUGGAAAAUCCGUACCAUUUGGAUCAAGGGAAGCAGCUUUAAGAAACGCCAGUGUUAGGGGUUACUUCACCUCAGCUCAAGCUAUUGCAGAUUAUGCUGCCAUUAUCAUUCACAUCAAGAAAACAUUCUCGGCAAAGAAUUCUCCAGUGAUCGUCAUCGGAGGAUCAUAUGGUGGAAUGCUUGCUGCAUGGUUUCGGCUGAAAUAUCCACAUGUUGCUCUUGGAGCUCUUGCAUCCUCAGCUCCAAUUCUUUACUUUGAUGGCCUUGCACCGCAAGUUGGUUACUACGCCAUUGUGACCAAGGAUUUCAAAGAAACUAGUGAAAGAUGCUAUGAAACUAUCCGGAAAUCAUGGGAUGAAAUUGAUAAAAUUGCUUCCAAGUUUAAUGGUCUUUCAAUCCUCAGCAAGAUGUUCAAAACUUGCAAAAAAUUGAAGAGAAGUUUCGAUCUUAAAGACUACUUGGAUUCAGUAUAUUCUGAAGUAGCUCAAUAUGAUUGUCCCCCAACGUAUCCCCUUAAUAUCGUCUGCCGUGGCAUCGAUGGAGCCCCGAAGAGGACGGAUAUACUUGGCCGAAUAUUCGCCGGUGUCGUUGCUUAUAUGGGAAAUAAAUCAUGCUAUGACAUGGAGGAAUUCAACCAUCCAACUGAUGAAACAUAUAUGAGUUGGAAAUGGCAGACAUGUAGUGAAAUGGUGAUGCCUAUAGGCCAUGAACACAGUGCUUCAAUGUUCCCACCAUCGCCAUUCAAUCUAAACAAGUUCAUAAGGAAGUGCAAGAGCUUAUUUGGUGUCCAACCUCGUCCACAUUGGGUGACAACUUACUAUGGAGGCCAUGAUUUAAAGUUGAUUCUCCAUAGGUUUGCCAGCAACAUCAUUUUCUCUAAUGGCCUCAGAGAUCCUUACAGCAGUGGCGGGGUAUUGGAGAAUAUAUCAGAUAGUGUCGUUGCAGUAUAUACAGUAAAUGGAUCUCAUUGCCUGGAUCUUUUACCGGAAAUGAAAACUGAUCCACCAUGGUUGAUCAAGCAACGAAAAACAGAAGUUCGGAUAAUCGCGAGCUGGAUUUCAAAGUAUUACACUGAUCUGAUUGUGUUCAGAGAUAGAACCUGAGUGCUAUCAUACAUAUGAGCUGCUCCAAGUUAAUCAAAAGAGAAUAAGUAUAGUGGCCAU
This is a messenger RNA of Hibiscus syriacus, 1588 nucleotides long. Its product is annotated as lysosomal Pro-X carboxypeptidase-like. Gene Ontology annotation, molecular function: serine-type exopeptidase activity; dipeptidyl-peptidase activity. Gene Ontology annotation, biological process: proteolysis. The coding region runs from base 14 to 1528 and encodes 504 amino acids. Lineage: Eukaryota; Viridiplantae; Streptophyta; Magnoliopsida; Malvales; Malvaceae. The transcript has 9 exons. The record is from RefSeq and is a predicted model, not a curated record.